UGGAAAAACAAAAAUAAGGAACGUGCAACGACGGAGCAUAGACGAAGACUUAAUUAGGCGACUAUUAAACUACUUUUAUUUUCAAAGCAGGUCUGUUUUGAACAACCUCUUAUUUUUUUAAACCGUAUUUGGUUGUAGUGAAUUUUUACUGAUUUGAGAGAUUUGUAGUUUUAGCAGAGGUUUUGAAAAUAAUGAGUUUCGUGGACGUGAAGAAUAUGGAACCGACCACAUUUGAAGACCGCUACUACGACGAAUAUGAAUAUUACAAUCUUACUGACAAGUUCAGUGGUGGUGCUAGUCGUAAGGGGAGGACAAAGCGUGAAGCCAGCUGCAACACCAACAGACCUAACCCUGCAGGCCACGAGCGAAAGAUAACUGAAAAAUUGCAAAAUGCUGAAAAGAAGGCCAAGGAAUGAGGGAGGAACAAGAAGAGUAACCAUUGGACACUAACCCUGGCAACAGACCAUAGCCAUCUUGGUAAUGGAUGAACAGACUGAAGGACCAGCAUAUGGCAAGGCAGACCAGUCUGACAAGACAUUACAGGGGGGAACACUGAAACAAACCUUUUAAAAGCAUUUCAGGUUAAAAUGGGCUUACGAGUGACUGUGGGGUGAUGGAAGUUGGAACUAACCUGAUUGAGUGGUUUCCUGCUUGGAUUGUUGGUCAUCUGUCAGCCAGCCUUGUCAGUGUAAAAGCUUUGGAUUUAACUGUGGGAAAUUUGGAUGAAAUGUAUUUUAAUAUUUCAAUUAAAGGAAUGACCAAGCACUUGGUUUUAAACCUCAAA
Conger conger (European conger) is the source of this 784-nucleotide messenger RNA. It is a transcript of the gene nupr1b, whose product is annotated as nuclear protein 1b. NCBI's taxonomy places the organism in Eukaryota, Metazoa, Chordata, Actinopteri, Anguilliformes, Congridae. The record is from RefSeq and is a predicted model, not a curated record. Gene Ontology annotation, cellular component: nucleus. Gene Ontology annotation, biological process: negative regulation of cell population proliferation; regulation of transcription by RNA polymerase II; negative regulation of cell cycle. The transcript is spliced from 3 exons. The coding region runs from base 192 to 416 and encodes 74 amino acids.